Molecule: messenger RNA, 4034 nt
Organism: Brassica rapa (field mustard)
Lineage: Eukaryota; Viridiplantae; Streptophyta; Magnoliopsida; Brassicales; Brassicaceae
Product: protein LURP-one-related 4
Source: RefSeq, a predicted model, not a curated record
UACAUCGAUAUAUAUACAAUCUCUCGUCUCUCUUCUUUCUAUCCGUCUCUUUCUACCAUGGCUAGGGUUUUUCCUCAAGCAGGCGUUUCUUCACCGUACAUGAGUACGGAGAGAGAGACUUUCACGGUUUGGAUGAAGUCUCUGGUUUAUCAAACCAAUGGUUUAACGGUUUACAAUUCCAACGGAGAGAUUACGUACCGGGUCGAAAACUAUGACAAAUCUAGCAAUGAAGUGCACAUCAUGGAUCUCCAUGGAAACAUUCUUUUCACCAUUCGCAAAAAGAAAUUAUGGCUCUUUGGGAGUUGGUAUGUGUAUAGAGAAUGUGGGACGCUGUCAAGCACUGAGGAAGUAAAACCUUUUGUCAAGAUCAAAAGGUCUUGUAUUAGAGAUGGAGAUUGGGAAGUCCGAGAUGAGACCAAUGAAGUCUUUUGGAUUUUAAGAUUUGACCCCAAAUUUUCUUUUCAGAUAAUAGACGUCCAUGGAAACAUCAUUGCAAAGGUAAAGCCAAAACAAUCAUCAAAUGGAGUUAUAUUGGGGGAAGAUGUGUUAUCUUUGGAGGUGAAGCCACGUAUCGAUCAUUCACUCGUUGUAACACUUGUCACUGUAUAUGGAUUGAUUAAAGGAAUAGUUUAAAUUUUGUUUGAAUUUCAUAGAAAAUUUUAUAUACAAGAUAGUAUUUUUUUUCCAACCAUGUUUGUGUUGUGGGAGAUGUAAAGUGUCAUUUUUGCUAGCCUUGAUUUUUUUUUUUUUUUUGCUUGUUUCUAUAAUUUUGUCUAUUUUUUACCAUACAAAUAAAUAAUUUAUUUGAUGUAUUUAUAUAUAUAUAUAUAAUAUAUAUAUAAUUAAACAAAAGGAAAAUAAGAAUGCUUUUUAUAUGCUAGAACAUAUAUUUGUUAAUGGUUUUUGUUAAAACAAAAUACUAGAUGAGUUAGCAAGGACAACAAGUGUUUUAGAUCAGUCGAUUCUUUAAAAAUCGGACAUUACAACACGACAAGAAGUUGUCGUUAUAAUAGGAGCAAAAACGUGGAUUUACCUCAGAGUUUUUUUGGAAGAUGAUGAACCAAUUUAACAACAUUAGUUAAAUAGAUUUACCAGUGUUCAAGAAAGCAGUAAGCGCUGCGACUAGUAACCAAAACGAUUAAGCGAAGGUUUAGAUUAUUAGUUAGUCAGUUUACGCGUUUAUAAAUUAUAACAAUAAAAUAAAUAUAUGUAAUUCUAUAUUAAAUAUUAUUUUCAUAAAUGAUAACAUUUAUGCUAUUUUAUUUUCAUAUGAUUAUAUAUUAUAAUAUAUUUAUUAUCAUAAUUUAUGAAUAAAAAUUAUAUAUUAUUUAUUAUUACAAUAUUGUAAUUAUCUACGCAAUCUAGAAUGUGGUCACCAGGGUUUUAUAUAGUUUAUCGCAUAAACGCCAUCUAAAUGGCCAGACCGCUUUUUAAAACACUAAGAUUUACUAAUCUCCUUAAUAUGAUUCAGACUAAUGGAAAUAAAAUUAUUAGGCGUUGAUUUUCUUAAAUAAACUAAAAUUAUAGGUUAUAGAGUUAAGGAUGUAAUAAUUCUCAUAAUUUAUAACAAAAUAAUAAAUUAAUAUUAAAUAAAAGAAGUAAAGAAAAUGUUAUCAAUUUCAAACAAUAAAUUCAAACUCACGGUCUGAAGUAAAAACAACAACAGAAAUCUAAUCUAUUAAAACUGAAGUACAAUUAUUACUUACUUCUGAUUUUUUUUAAUGUUUACCAUAAAAUACCACUGAACUUAUAUACUGUCCUUUAAUAACUUUGCUAACCCUGCCUAAAAUAUAUGUUUACUUAAACAUAAAUAACAAAACCGAGUGAACCUAAAAUCAUGUGGUUUGUUAACAAUAAUGCCUCAGUUUAUUUGGUCUACAGAAAUCAAAACAAAUGUGUUUCGGUACAAAAUAUUCUUUGGUUAAAUGUUGGUCUGCCACUCCUAUAUUAAUUAUAAAUCAUUUUAAUUAUUUAAAACAGGAAUACAGUACAUUCGUAUUUUUUUCAAAUUGAUCUAUUUUUAGUAUUUUUCUUUCUUUUUCAUACUCUACAUUACAUUCAUAUUAUAAGGAGAUUUAUUAGAUAUUUAUGAUUUCAUUACGGUUUCUUUAGUCAUCAAAAAUUAGACUAACUAAUGUGGGUCAUCUAAAAUAUUAUCUAAAUUAGUCCCAACAAAACAUUACUGAACGAAUUUAAAUCCUUUAUUCUAGCAUAUUCGUUUAAAGUAUGUCAUUAAAAUACUGAACAAGAAAUUAUAAAAAUAUCUCACGUAUAGAUUUAUGAUACUGAAGAGUACUAUUAUAGAUUAUGUAUUUUAUGUAUUGAAGAGUAUCGGUAAUGUUUUGCAUUUGACGAAAUAUCUCAAUACAUAGUUACAUUUAUUUUCUUACAUAUGACUAUAUUAAAAUAACUUUAUAUACUACUAUAUUUUAAUAUAUACAUUUUGGAAAAUUUUCAAAAUAGUCAAUGCUCCAUUAUGAACAUUAUCCUUACUCUAUAAAUCAAUAAUAUAGUUAUUAUAGACUGUAUACACUAUAAAUAAAUGUAUUUUUUUAUAUAUAACCAUAAGAAUACAUAAAAUAAACCAAAACUUUAUUUACAUUUUAAAAACAUUUUAAAAUUACAAAUCUGAUAUUUUGAAAAUAAAUGGGAGCAGAUCAAGAUUGAGAUCUUUAAUAUUAAAGUUUGAAUAUAUUUCAAGAGGGAUUAUGAAAAUUAAAAAAUAUGUAGAAAUUUUAAGAAUAUCUCUCCAGUCCUUAUUAUUUACUAAAUAUUUCAAAUACAAGAAUAUAUUUUACAUAGUAAGAUAUUGAUUUAUAUAUCAUCAAGAAUAUCUAAUGAAAAUUCAUAGUUAUUACCAUCGAAUUAUUCAAAAUACUCUAUAAUUAUUAAGUUGUUAUUUGCAACAAUUUUAAUAUGAUAAUAAUCCUAAUAUCGGGAAUUUAUAAAAUAUAUUCUAAAAAUAAAUUUAAAUCAAUUUAUCAAAUACUAGAUAUAUUGUUCAAAUGGAUUUUGAUAAGUCGAGAACAUAAAACCGAAUUGAAACACAAAGAAAAAAAACGAAUCAAUGUUCACAAAUAUUUGAAUGGUUCCUAUAUCUCUAGAACAAUAAAACCAAAACUAAAUCAGAACCAAACUGAAAACCAAACUAUCCAAAUAAAGUUUAUAUGCUUUAAAAUAUUAUUUAUAAACCAAACUAUCCAAAAACAUUUGAUAACCCUAUUAAUUUUUAUCCAAAAUAAUUACAAUUAUCUCAAUUUUCCGAUAUAACAAAAGCACCCUGAUAUUUUUAUCCAAAAUAUUUAACUUAUCCAAGUGAUCCGAUAUUUUAUUAAAAAAAUCCCAAAUUUGUUUUACCCAAAUUACUCAAAACUAUCCAAAAAAACGGAAACCAAACCAGAACCAAAUUGAUAUUUUAUCGGGUUGCUUACAUUAUUAUCCGCACCAACAAAAACUAAAAUAACAAGGCCGAAACCAAAUUCAAGUUCAUAAAUAACCAAACGGUGUUUAAAUCUCUUCAACUGGAAAACUAAAAACCAUAACCAAACCAAAUACAAAAAAAGCUCGAAUGGAAAAUGAAAUGCCUAAACAUAUUAGUGGACAAACAAAGAGGUUAAUAGUGUGUAAAAAAAACAGACAUGCACUAAUAAAUUGGUCAACAAAAUAUAGUUACACGAUUUCUAUGGCUUAUUCUUAUGUAUUAAUAUAGUAUAUGGACCCAUUUAUCAGUUUAUAUAUUCUCUUACUAAUAUAUAUAAUUAAUAGAUUAGAUGUAGCUUCGUUGCAUUACAUAAAUAUAUAUACCAAAAUCGAUUUAUAUUAGGUUAAACUAUAAGAAACAUAAAAUUAGAGUUUCCCCAUUUUAACAUAUAAUAUUAGAUAUUUAUAUAUAUAUAUAUAUAUAUAUAUACAAAUUUUUACAAAGUACAUAUACAUUCAUAUAAAAAACAACUAAAAGAAUUGAAUAUUUGAAACAAUAAAUUACAACAUAUAAACAAUCAAAAUGUUAUCUUUAGAUCUAUACUAUUAAAACU